GGAAAAGCCGGACCGGAGUGCUUCCGCUUUGAAUAGUUCUUUUUCAGUCCCCCGUGGCAUGGUGGACGUGCUUUAUUGUAACAGCCAACAAAAAUUGUGAAUAUUCGGGAGUAAACUUGUGCGAAAAUGAGUUUAUCGGCAGCGCGCCCUUUGGUCAGUGUGUACACUGACAAAAAUGAGGCGGUGAAGGGCAAGGGAGUUGCUUUGCCGGCAAUUUUCAAGGCUCCGAUCCGUCCGGAUGUGGUGAACGAUGUAUCGCAGCUGAUGCGUCGUAACAAUCGCCAGCCGUACGCUGUUAGUGAGGCUGCCGGUCACCAAACGUCGGCCGAAUCGUGGGGUACUGGUCGUGCUGUGGCUCGUAUUCCCCGUGUCCGUGGCGGUGGUACUCACCGCUCCGGUCAGGGUGCAUACGGUAAUAUGUGCCGUGGUGGUCGCAUGUUUGCCCCGACCAAGACCUGGCGCCGUUGGCAUCGCAAGAUCAACAUCAACCUGAAGCGUUACGCUCUGGUUUCUGCUCUCGCCGCCACCGGUGUACCUGCGCUGGUGCAAUCGCGAGGUCAUAUCAUCGAUGGAAUUUCUGAGCUGCCGCUGGUUGUCUCCAACGACAUCCAAAAGUUCAAGAAGACCAAGCAGGCCGUAACUUUCCUGCGCCGUUCCAAGGUUUGGGCCGAUGUGCAGAAGGUAUACAAGUCGCAGCGUCUGCGUGCCGGUCGCGGUAAGAUGCGCAACCGUCGUCGCAUCCAGCGUCGUGGACCGUUGGUGAUCUACGAUAAGGAUGAAGGUCUGCGCAGGGCUUUCCGCAACAUUCCCGGCGUAGAUACGAUGAAGGUGUCCAAGAUGAACUUACUGAAGCUGGCCCCAGGUGGCCAUGUUGGCCGUUUGUGCAUCUGGACCGAGUCGGCGUUUGCCAAGCUGGACGCAUUGUACGGCACUUGGGAGAAGAGGUCGCGUUUGAAGAAGGGUUACAAUCUGCCAACCCCGAUCAUGGCCAACACCGAUCUGAACCGUCUGCUGAAAGCGGAAGAAAUCCGUCGUGUGUUGCGGGCACCGAAGAGGAUCGUUCAUAGACAUGUGCGCCGUUUGAACCCGCUGACUAACAAGCAGCAAAUGUUGAAACUGAAUCCUUACGCUGCUGUGACGACGCGUCGCGCUCAGCUGGCGAAGAAGUUGCGCAAGUGUGAGCGUAUGGUGGCGAAGGCGGAAGCCGAGAAGAAGCCGCUUGAUGCCAAGAACAAGGUUGUUCGUUUCAUCGACAGGCAACAGCGACGAUUUAAGCGAGUGCAGAAGCGACUGGACACCCGAAAGGCCAGGGUCGACAAGAAGGUGGCUGCGAUGAAGGCCGCUAGGAAAGAGGGCAAACCGCCGGCGGACAAAAAAACCGCCAAACCCGUGAAGAAAGUCGCGAAGAAAGCCGCGAAGAAAGACGCGAAGAAAGACGCGGAGAAGGUCGUAAAGAAGUAAAUGCGUGAACGCUAUGCAUGCUUUAUUGGUAACAUGUUCUAAUUUCCAUCGGCAUAAAUAAAACCGUAAAGCCAUCAGUCCUUACAGCUGUGGUGGAAAGAAA
This is a messenger RNA of Anopheles funestus (African malaria mosquito), 1564 nucleotides long. RefSeq names its product 60S ribosomal protein L4 (gene RpL4). The record is from RefSeq and is a predicted model, not a curated record. Gene Ontology annotation, cellular component: ribosome; cytosolic large ribosomal subunit. NCBI's taxonomy places the organism in Eukaryota, Metazoa, Arthropoda, Insecta, Diptera, Culicidae. Gene Ontology annotation, molecular function: RNA binding; structural constituent of ribosome. Gene Ontology annotation, biological process: translation. Bases 127 to 1461 code for a protein of 444 amino acids. The transcript has 3 exons.